Molecule: messenger RNA, 1158 nt
Organism: Capronia epimyces CBS 606.96
Lineage: Eukaryota; Fungi; Ascomycota; Eurotiomycetes; Chaetothyriales; Herpotrichiellaceae
Exons: 1
Coding region: 1-1158 (385 amino acids)
Source: RefSeq, a predicted model, not a curated record
AUGCUACCGCCAGUGUCCAUGUCGUCGGACGGUCAGACCCACGACCUACAACACUUGUCUUUCGAGGAUAGCUCGACGAACUCAGGCUCCUUCCCACUGCCGCCUGGCUCAGAUGGAUCAUCCAUGGCAUCCUAUUCCAUCGCGACCUCCGCGGCCAACCCAUAUACCAUGUACGCACAGAACCAAUGGUUUUCCUACUCAAACUACCCCCCAACGGUCCCUCUGCUGCCGUACGACCCGAACUCCCAGACCCCCUUCACCAGCUUCCCCCAUCCCCCGACGCCGCAUGGUCUGGCCAACAUCGUUCCUCCAACGCCUCGCGACAACAUCAACCACGGCAUGCGCAUGGCCUUUGACUUCAACACACCUUCCACCACUUUGCCCACGAAUCGUCACUUAAUCGCCUCACCAUCAUUCUCUCAGGUCUCGCACCGCAGCUCCCGUAGCCACCGAAGCAGCGUGCCGUCCUUGUCACGGUCAUGCAGUCCAGUCCAAUCUGUCCCGGAUGCCGCUGGCCGGGCUCAUUCCAGGGAGCCAGCGACGCUCCGCCCUCCCCUUCGGUCAACGUCGACGUCGUCCAGCAACUCCCUUCACACGUACGGCAUUCCCGUGGGCGACCGAGCCACCAUGCUCAACAACCCUUUCAGUCCGACUUCCUCACCAGCCCACCAAGCAGGCGGCGGUAUGAUGCCAUCCUGGAGAUGCGCGUUUCCUGGGUGCACUUCUCGGGCUACGUUUACGCGUGGCUGUGACCUAAGGAAGCAUUACAACCGACACAGUAAGCACCUGUUCUGUCGAAUUGAAGGAUGUCCACAGAGCGAAGGGGCAGCAACCGCGCGAGCCAAUUCCAACGACCAGCCUUUGAGCGGAGGAUUCAGUUCCAAGAAGGACCGAGCUCGACACGAGGCCAAGCACAACCCGGGCAUCAAAUGUGAAUGGCGCGGGACCAAUGGUCAGGAAUGCACCCGGGUCUUUUCGCGCAUGGAUAAUAUGAAGGAUCACGUCAGACGUAUUCACAACAAGGUCCAACCUCCGCGGCAGCAGCAGCAGCAGGAGCUGAAGCAGGAGCUGAAGCAAGAGGUGAAGCAGGAGCCUCAAAGCGCGAGUCUAGGCUCCGGCUCCGGGUCUGUCUCUAGCUCUGGUCCGCGUCGGAGAUGA